Messenger RNA from Tripterygium wilfordii, 3552 nucleotides. RefSeq names its product pentatricopeptide repeat-containing protein At1g71210, mitochondrial-like. Gene Ontology annotation, molecular function: protein binding. The transcript is spliced from 2 exons. Bases 46 to 2715 code for a protein of 889 amino acids. Lineage: Eukaryota; Viridiplantae; Streptophyta; Magnoliopsida; Celastrales; Celastraceae. The record is from RefSeq and is a predicted model, not a curated record.
AUCGAAUAAUAGAACUCAGUUUUUGAUCUGAAUCGAGUCACAGCCAUGAUAAUGCUUCAGUUGCCCCUGAAACAUGUAGCUAAAUCCUCAAGGGUUUUUGGGUCCCAUUCGAUUUUCAUUCUCAGUACACCUUCUCCGUAUUUUCGCCACCACUACCAGCAUCAAUUCUAUCCCGCAGCCACUUCGACCCAAACAUCCGCCAUUGAUGCAGAGGUCGGCAGCAGCUUAAGAGCCAAAUUGGUAUUUUCUUUCAAAGAAUGGUUCAAGCGCGGUGAAAUUGGCUUGCUCGACCGGAUCUUCGAGGUUCUUGGCGCCCAUGAUGAGGACGAUGCCAACUCCCGCCUCGCUGCAGACCUUGCCCUUUCCCAGUUGAAUCUUCGACUUUCAGAGUCUUUUGUCCUUACCGUGCUUAACCACGGGGCUCGUCACCACCAGGUCCUAAGCUGCCUAAAAUUCUUCGACUGGGCAGGCCGACAGCGGCACUUCCACCAUACCAGUGUAACCUUCCACGCCAUUUUCAACAUCCUCGCUAAGGCAAAGCUCACGUCCCUUGUGCUUGACUACCUCGCCGACUACGGCAAGCACAGUUUUUGCUACAACGUCCGUUGCGACAAUGUUUUGGUCAUGGGUUAUGCGGUGGCUGGCAAGCCGGACGUUGCACUCCAGGUGUUCGGUAGAAUGCGGUUUCGAGGUCUGGACUUGGAUGUCAUCUCUUAUCACGUCCUUUUGAAUGCCCUUGUUGAGCAAAGUUGUUUCGAUGCAGUUGAGGUCGUUGCAAAGCAGAUUUGCAAUGGGGGUUUUGAGAAUGAGAUCACACGUUCGAUUAUGGUGAAGAGUUUGUGUAAGCAGAAUCUGCUUGACGAUGCCGAUGCUUAUUUGCGCGAUUUAGUGAGCAGAGGGCGACCGUUUAGUGCCCGCGCACUUGCUAUUCUCGUGGAUGCUCUUUGUAAGAAGAAACAGUACGGAAAAGCAAUGGGGUUGAUGGAGGAGUUUAAGCAGUUGGGUUUGGCUCCUAUGGACGAUGCUUAUGGUGCGUGCCUUAGAAACCUUGUUCAAGCUGGCAAGGUAGAAGGGGCUUUGGAGUUUUUAUGGGACAAGUCCCUUGAAGGGUAUGUCCCCCCAUUGUUCCAGUAUAAUAUUUUGCUCUUUAAGCUUUUGCGGGAGAGCCGUCUUAAAGAGGUGUAUGAUUUGCUGACAGAUAUGAAGGAGAAUGAUAUUUCUCCUGAUAAGGUCACCAUGAACGCCGCAUUGUGUUUAUUUUGCAAAGUUGGAAUGUCAGAUGUUGCACUUGAGUUGUACAAUUCAAGGCACGAGUUUGGGCUCUCCACAAACGGCUUGGCUUAUAACUAUUUGAUCAAUACUUUAUGUGGAGAAGGGAGCAUCAAUGAAGCUUAUCGUGUCUUAAACGAUUCCAUUGACCAAGGAUAUUUCCCCAGUGCGAAGACAUUCUCUAUUAUUGCGGAUGCUCUGUGCAGAGAAGGGAAGAUUGGCAGGAUGAAGGAGCUGGUAUUCAAUUUCCCAGAGCAGAAGUCUCGACGAAGAGAUUUCGUAAUUUACAAAAUCAUAUCAGCACUAUGCAUGGCUCAGAGGGUAGAAGAGGGUUAUCUAAUGCACGGGGACCUCAACGGGCUGACAAAAGUUACUGCAAGAAAUACUUAUGUUCACUUGAUUAAUGGGUUUAUCAACAUAAAUAAGGGAGAUUUUGCUGCUAGACUUCUCAUUGAGAUGCAGGAAAAGGGAUACCAUGCAACUCAGGCUAUGUUCAAGGCAGUUAUUCAGUGUCUGUGUAAUAUGGAGAAUCCCAUAACUCAGUUUUUCAAAUUGCUGGAGAUGCAAUUGUCACAUCAUAAACCUAACCGUUUCACUUAUAACAACUUCAUUGCUGGUGCUGGGCAUGCCAAAAAACCUGAACUAGCGAGAGAAGUAUUUGAGAUAAUGCAUAGGAGUGGAAUUGAGCCCAAUCAUAGCUCUUACAUUCUAAUGUUGCAGAGUUAUCUGAAGAGCGAAAGAAUUUCUGAUGCUUUAAAUUUUUUUAGUGAUGCUUGCCAGCGAGGAAAGGUUUCAGGAAAACUCUGGAACGCUGUGGUUGUUGGCCUCUGCAAAGCCAACAGAAUAGAUGUUGCACUGGACUUUUUUUGGAAAAUGAAGAGUGCUGGAAGCAUUCCAAGCCACGAGUGUUAUGAGGAGGUUGUAAGGCAGUUAUGUUUGAGAGGAUAUUAUGACUUAGUGGUAAAUUUUAUUAAGGAGUUAGAGAAAGAAGGUUGUCCUAUUACCUCUUUUAUUGGAAACACACUCUUGUUUCAUUCUUUGAGGACUCAAGAGCUCUACGAGGCUUGGGUUCUAGCAAGAGAGGUGCAGGAUGAAACAUCUUCAAUCGCAAUGCUUGGAAAGCUCAUUGGUGCAUUUUGUGGUCGCCUUAGAGUGAGUGAACAUAUCAAGAGCUGGGAAGAAUUGAUUGAACAAUGCUUCCCUCUUAACCUUUACACUUACAAUAUGUUGUUGAGAAGAUUAAGCAUGAGCCACAUAGACCAUGCCUGUGAGUUGUUCAACAGGAUAUGCCAAAAAGGAUAUGAGCCCAAUCGAUGGACUUAUGAUAUCUUAAUACAUGGUCUGGUCCGACAUGGAAGGACAGCUGAGGCUAGGAGACGAGAGGAGGAGAUGUUCAUGAGAGGGUUUGAUCCAACUGUGAAAACCAAGAGGAGGAGACGUUCAUGAGGGGGUUUGAUCCAACUGUGAAAACCAAGCACCAACAAGGUGUAAAGAGAACCACUAUGAGGAAGAGUUGCCUCCAGAAAGUCGAUAACUAGUACGGAAUGCCAAAGCUUCAUGAUGAACACUGGGAUCAUUUGAAUGAUUUUCUUCUUGGACUUGUUUGAGGUGAGUGAACUCCAACCAAUAAGAUCAUUUUCAACGGUACCAAUUGACUCCCAAAGAGCUAGAGCAUUUUGCCAGAUUUUGAUAUCCCAGGAGCAAUGGAGGAGAAGAUGAUUUAUAGACUUGAGAUACUUCUGGCAAAGAUUGUAUUAGUAGCUAAGGAAUAAUCUCUUCUCUGAACAGAAGAAAGAAACUUUGGGAUUGGGAGGCACUUUAGCUUUCCAGAUAGUCUCCUCUGCAUAUGGCAGGCAUAUAUUGUAUAGUUUGAGAGAGAGAUGCAAAGGUAACUAGGAGCAUUAGAUAUGGUGGUGGUCCUUGGAAGCUGGUUCUUUGGUAUCUUCAAAUUUCUGAUAAAGAAAAGGAUUAAUCAUUCUUUAAAGCACCUCACACACAAAAAAACUUGUCAUUUCACAGUAGCUGGCAAGUACAAAGCUAGAUCUCAUGAAGCUGAAAUUACAACAUCAAGGACAACGCAGAUAAAAGAAUGCAUGUAUUACAAAAGCCAAAGGGUGGCUAUUGUUGGCUUGCUUAGGACAGGAACAAGCCCUGAAUACAUAAAAUACAAAGCAUGCUUAACAGUCACUGCAGCACAGCAACAGGACGUUCUACAUUUUUGGGGCAGGACAACUUUUGCAUUUCCCAGUCCAGCAGACUAAUGUAUCUCUUCUUCUUCACUUG